UUAUAAAAUAUAUAUUUUUAAAUUUUCAUUAUACUAUAUAGUCUCCUAUAUUCAUUCUUUCUUCCCCUGCAAUUUUUUUUUGCUAGUGUGUGAAAAAAAAUGGAUUCUUUUAAACAAAUUUGGGGUGUAGAAGGAUGUAGCAGCAGUGAAUCGGGUUGGACUAUGUAUAUCGAUUCUCCGCUACAAGAAGAUGAUGCUCGAUGUAGCAACGAAAACGAUGGAUAUCGCGAAAUUUAUGGAAAAAAUUGGAGAAGAAAGCAAGGAGGAAGUAAAGUUGAUGAAGAAGAGAGCGAUGAUUCGAUGGCUUCGGACGCUUCGUCCGGCCCGAUUCAUUAUAAUCAACAACAACACGGGUAUGAACGUGGCCAAGGUAGUCAUGAGACAUCGGUUUCGAAUUCGAAUUCGAAAAAAGAUAGAAAAGAUCAUGGAAGUAAGUGUUCUUCUAAGAAGAAUGGUAACAAACAAGAGAAGAAACGUGUUGAUAGUAGAAGUAAAAAAUGAUGGAAAUUUUUAUAUCAUUUCUUUGUAUAUGAUGAUGGGAUUUUUGUAACCAUGCAUCUUCAAAAUUUGAAUUUUGUUGUUCUGUAAUCAUACUUCUACUCAAAGGAAAUAUCCUCAAGAACAUUCUUUGGAAUCAUAAGAUUUGAAGUUUCAUCUUUUACAUUCAACUCUAUAAGUUGAAUGUUAUCGUUCUUUCACAUUCAACUCUCUCCGAGUUUGUAGUGUCAAUAUAGUUAGAAUGACUAUUAUUGUUUGUCAAAGUGACAACUUAGAGAGGGAUCAUAGAAAGAAAAUUAAAUUAUAUGAAAUAUCAAUACCUAUAAAUUUAGCGUAUUUGUGUGUCUCAUCCGUGUGAAUGUCUCAUGUUUAUCUUUAAGUUAACAAUGUUUGUGUUUAUGUC
Molecule: messenger RNA, 901 nt
Organism: Cicer arietinum (chickpea)
Lineage: Eukaryota; Viridiplantae; Streptophyta; Magnoliopsida; Fabales; Fabaceae
Source: RefSeq, a predicted model, not a curated record